CAAGAGAAUGAUAAUUAAAAUAAGAAGAAAAAAAAAGGGUCUUCCAUGUCUGGCUACUGCUACCUUUCUUUCUUUCUUUUCUCUAGCUUCUUAUAGCUCAGCUUUUUGAAGGGUUCUUUGCAGAAUUUGGGAUUUGGAAGCUCUCCAUUUAAGAUAGAAGGAUCGACAUUUUGAUAACACUCGGUUGAGGCUGCUGGUAUCUAGUUAAUCUAUUUCUUCCCGUGCUGCAGUAUGGGAAAGAGGGGAAGUUGGUUUUCUGCAAUUAAAAGAGUUUUCUUACCACAUUCCAAGGAAAAGUUAAAUAAUGAAUCGGACAAAAGAAGUGAUAAAGAAAAGAAGAAAGGCCUAGGAAAAUUAAGGCAUGGAGAAACCAACUCCUUCCUUCCACUAUUCAGAAAGCCCAGCAGUAUUGAGAAAAUUUUUGGGGAGGCUGAACGAGAGCAUAACCUGAUAUUCAGGCCUCCCUCACCUCCGGAGCAGCCAACAACACCGCCCUUUGUGCCUCACAGAUCUGCUUCUCCACGGGUUCCUUCUCCAAGGAUUGCCUCUCCUAGGGUUGCUUCUCCUAGGGCAGCUUUCCUCCCUAGAGCAGCUUCUCCAAGAACUGCUUCCCCUAGAGCUGCUUCUCCACCUCCUCCCCCACGAGCUGCUUCUCCACGAGUAGUUUCUCCAAAAGCUCCUCCUCCUAGGAUUGUUCGUCCUCAACCAGAACCAACUUUAAGGAACCAAAACACUUCAGCAACCCAAAUCCAAGCGGCCUAUAGAGGUUAUAAGGCAAGGAGAAGUUUUAGAGCUUUGAAAGGCCUAGUGAGGCUUCAAGGAGUGGUGAGAGGUCAGAAUGCGAGACGCCAAACUACGAAUGCCAUGAAACAUAUGCAGCUUUUGGUGCGAGUUCAGUCUCAGGUUCGGUCAUCCCGGAUCCAGAUGUUUGAAAACCAAGCACAGGCUCAGUUUAAGAACGAUAAGGAAGCCGAGAGUACCUUGGGCAAAUGGAUAAGCCAGGCAUCUGAGGCAGGAAACGAAAACUGGGAUGAUAGCAUGAUAACAAAAGAGGAAAGAGAAGAAAGAAAGCGGAGAAAAGCAGAGGCAGCCAUUAAGAGAAAAAGGACCAUGGCAUAUGCAUAUUCGAACCAGCUAUGGAGAGCUGGCCCAGAAUCAGGUCACACAGGUGUUUCAGGUCUUUCCAGCGGAUUUCCAUGGUGGUGGAAUCGGUUGGAUCGUCACCUACCUCCAGUCAGUGUUGUUGAAAGCCAAGGCAUGAAGAGUUUCCAACUAACACCAAGGCCAAAUACCGAACUGAAGCCUAGUUCAAGGCCUCCAUCGAGCAGCAGCAAGCAAAGACAGUUCACCUACGACAACAUUACAGAAACUCCAACACCAAAAUCCACAAUUCACUCUGCAACAAGACCGACACGAACACCUCCUUCAAGUUCUAGUAAAAACCAGUACUCAAUAUCAAGGGCUAGUAGAGCUGCUUCACCGUUUGACAUGCACUUUAAGGACAAUGACAGCCUCAUGAGCUGCCCACCAUUUGCGAUUCCCAACUACAUGAAUCCAACAGUUUCAACAAAAACCAAAGCCAGAACUAGCAGUAACCCCAAAGAGAGACACUUUGGAACUCCCCGCAGCGAGUCAAACCGGAGGCUUUCAUACCCAUUUCCACAAGGGAACGGAUCAUUCAGGUCAAACAAAGGGUCUGUAAGCAACAUGAGUGUUGAUUCAACACUUUCUACGCCAACCAAUGCUACGGAUGGAAGAAAGCGAUUUAACAGAUUUGUGUGAUUCAUCUUUUCUCUGAAUCUUAACCCUUGAUUAUUUUUUUAUUAUUCUGGUGUUUUUUCUUAAU
This is a messenger RNA of Hibiscus syriacus, 1846 nucleotides long. RefSeq names its product protein IQ-DOMAIN 14-like. Bases 232 to 1782 code for a protein of 516 amino acids. Gene Ontology annotation, molecular function: protein binding. The record is from RefSeq and is a predicted model, not a curated record. The transcript is spliced from 6 exons. Lineage: Eukaryota; Viridiplantae; Streptophyta; Magnoliopsida; Malvales; Malvaceae.